AAAACUUGCUUCUGAGGACCAGCUAUACUUCUGAAAGAUUUGCGUUGUGUUAGACACCGUGCAUUGAGGCAUUAUUGAAAAGAAGACCAUUUAGAGAAAUAAUUUGUUUAAUCGUUUGAUAAGGCGAUAGUCAAUCGAACACUCUAUCUAAAGUGCUUUAUAGAAGCAGAGAUGCUCGUCAGGAAUUAACGAAGCAGCUUUGAAUGACCGUGGAGUUUCGCAAAGAAACUACAACCUAAGUGACCAAGACACUAUAAACAGAAAGAGAGAGUAAUAUGGGAAACUUCAAAGGCCAUGCCCUACCGGGCAGUUUCUUCCUGAUUGUUGGAAUUUGGUGGUGUGUCAAGUUCUCUUUCUGGCAUGUUAGUCGGCGAAAGAAGAAUGCCUGUCCAUUUGCCACGAAAGCUGUGUAUCGCCGGGUAGAGAUCAUUGAGGCCACUGUCAUUGUGGUCUUCUCUCUAAUAGGCAUGAUUGCUGAACAGUUUGUCCCUGAUGGUCCUCAUCUCACACUCUUCAAUCAUAAGGAGCAGCACUGGGAUCACCUAAUGAACUGGCAGCAUACUACCAUGUAUCUCUUCUACGGGAUAGCGGGGGCAGUCACAAUUGCAGUUCAUACCACUGCAGCCGCUCCAGUAGCCUUUGACCGACUCAUGCUCUCUAUUGCUGUGUUUGUAGAAGGCUUUUUAUUUCUGUACCACCUGCAUGGUCGAGACAUGCUGGAUGUCCAUGUGCAUAUGCUCCUCCUGUAUGCAAUUUUUGGUGGGGCACUCACUGUAUUCCUAGAGGUUUUUCUGCGAGGCAAUAUUCUUCUAGAGCUCCUAAGAACCAGUCUGUGCCUGCUACAGGGCAGUUGGUUUUGGCAGAUUGGCUUUGUCCUUUAUCCCCCCAGUGGUGCCCCUCAGUGGGAUCUGCAGGAUCACAACAACAUGAUGUUCAUCACAAUGUGCUAUUGUUGGCAUUAUGCCUUUUCCCUUCUGUUGGUUGCUGGUAUUUACACUAUAACCAGCUGGGUGCUGCAUUCAAAAUUGAAGAGGAUACCACAAAUGGAAAUGGGGCUGCUGAAAAGAGACCAUGAAAGGGAAUCAGAUGAUGAUAUGUAGUUUGUUUCUUCAUAUAUUUUACACAAAGAAGGACAUGGAGCUACAUAUCAGUUAUAAAAUUACUGGUAAAGAAUAUCUACAAUGCAGUUUAGUAUUCCCACCAAGAAAGAUAUGAUUUGCUCCUUAACUGGCAAAUCUGCUAAAACUCUUGGUAACUGAUUUCAGUUUCUUUGAAUGAUUACUUGAAAUAUUACAAUAAGAAGCAAUCAUAAAAAGGAUUCAGGAAGAAUCAAGAAGACAUUUUUUUUUACCAACACCCAUGAUUUCAAAAUUGUCUUUAGAUAAAGAAGUAAAUUUGCAGUUCUGAAGAGGAUUCCUAGGGUGCCAUGAUGAACAUUUGCUGAUGUGACUUGUUCCUUAGCUUUACUUCGUUAGCUGUAAUCAGACCAAACCGGAUAUACUUUUCUCACUUAGGUGCUGUUUUUAUCAUUUCCCUCUACACUCUAAUGUAGAAAAAAUGCUUUAAAAAGAAGCUUUAAUUGUCCAGAAACAUGUUUUUGCACAUUUGACCUACUUCUUUAACCAGGAAGUGCGAAGAAUACCUGCAGAAAUAAGUGGCCUAGUCUUAUUCUAAGGUUUGCAGAGAGAUGAUUCUCUUUCAAGCUGUAUGU
Molecule: messenger RNA, 1711 nt
Organism: Erpetoichthys calabaricus (reedfish)
Lineage: Eukaryota; Metazoa; Chordata; Cladistia; Polypteriformes; Polypteridae
Gene: tmem45a
Product: transmembrane protein 45a
Exons: 6
Coding region: 276-1100 (274 amino acids)
Source: RefSeq, a predicted model, not a curated record